UCUAGAAUGAUCAGUACCACUCGACUACUCCUGCGACAGGUGCCUGCUGCAGCGCACCAUCUCGCCCUCCUUUCCAGCACUGUCUCAGCCGGCAUUCCUCCCGCCUCCUUCAACCCUGAGGCAUACCUGAGGUUCCCGCAAUUCCUUCACGACAUCAACAAUAAGCUUAUGUUGUACAAGACUUCACAGGAAACCCAGGGAUUACUGGAUAAAGGGAAACUCGUCUACAGUCACAAAUGUGUUACUGUUGAGGGUGCAUUGGGCACACUAUCAACCCUGAGUGAAACGGAUCGUGAAGCUCUGAAACAACUCAGCAUCGCUUUAAAGGGUCUCUUCUGGCAGAGUGACAUCGACUACACUUGUGUACCGUGUGUCUUUCCCAUGGUCGGCGAGUUCACCCCGGAUAGCUUUCUGGCAGAGUUGGGACUGGAUUCAGCUUCUUUCAAAGCUUCACUCCAUUACUCAUUCUUUUCCAGAGGUAUGCUGAACAAACUGCCCAUAAUCAGCUACCAAGGUGAGGACGCUAUGAAUGUUUACAAAUGUCCCACGGAUAUCAUCUCUACUAUCUUCGAAAACUAUGACGAGGUAUAUCACCUGACAGUCGGGGAGGGGAUCAUCAACCCAGUACUUCACUUUAUCGUUGCUAAAUGUGACAGUGGCAAACUACUUGGGUUUAUGAGUGCUUCCGUCCAAGAGUGAGAAUUCUGAGUACAACUGAAGAUCACAAGGAUUUGCGUUUCCUUUAGAAUGAGUAAUGAAUUCUGCUCCCAAAUAGCUCUAAGCCCCGCAGCCAGAUUAAUCCGCCGCAGCCGAUCUUGUGUAAUUGGAAAAUCGCGUCUCUUAAAGCGACGAUCCGAAAAAUGUCAGCGUUGCAGACCAUGCUUCGUUUUUUGACUGGAUCGGAUAAGUCUUUUUUUGGGAAACCUGGAGACGUCGAGGAAGGAUUUCAAUUUUCAAUGAUGAAGUGUAUGAUAAUACCAAUACGAGAACAUGACGGCUUGCUGUAAGGCAAAAGUGAGCCGUGAUCAACUGCAUGCGGAUUUUCUGUGCUGCAUAUUACUUGAUAUUCAAUAAAAAUGGUAUCAAAAACUGUUAUUAAAAUCUUGCGUUCAACUAUUUUCGGAUAGAUCUAAAAUAAGUUACCUAAUUUGGAUUCCUGAUGAUUUUAUUAUCUUAUUUAUCUUAUAUUCUUUGUGAUGUUGCGAUUAAGCUUUUUUGUAGAACUGGUAGAUAAUAUUUAACAAAUUUUUGUCUUUGGCUUUUCUAAUUUUUCUGUUCUGUAAAAUUAUAGAUUCCUCCGAAGUUGGAGGACAACUUCACACAACUUGGAUCACAUUUGGCCCUAAUAUUUUGUUGUGGUAAAAUGCUGAACAUUAACUGUGGUACUAGCAAACAUUGUUCAAAUUGCUAUAGAAAGUUUUUCGUGAUAGCUUCUAGUGCGACGCGCAUACUGCGCGCCGCGAGCUUUUUCCGAAUCGUCACCAAGACACGUUGGCCCGCUUGUCCUCUUUUAGCUUGAUGCCCCAUAUAAUAACGUAAAAUUGUAAUACAUUUUUGCUAAACCCCUUACGCUUGUUACAAAGAUGGUGGUACUAACCCCCUGGAGAAAGUUCAGUCAUAUUUGCAAUUUACCAAAAUCGUAUGUAAUUAUCAAAAUUCAAAAGGCAGUUGGACAGGUUGUAACGAAAGGGAUCGGACUGAAUUUUGAUUUUCGGGGUUCAAGUCAAUUGAGGCUUGAUAUUUACCAAACCUAGAGGGUGUUGUGGCGGGAUAUAAUAAAUAUAAAAACUAUUGGCUAAGCUCCUCCCACGGCUAACUGUCUCUACAAUGGGACUUCCAGCACAUCGAGCUCUACUAGCUUAGUAUUAGGGGAAAUAUGCUCCCAUUGAUUAUGAACUUGAUAAUGGUCUAAGGGGCCGAUUCGCCUCUGCUAGCUGCGUGUUCAAUAGUGCUAGUACCACUAUAAUACAUACUAUAUACCUUAUUUUGAACGAUUACUACUUGUUUCCUCU
Molecule: messenger RNA, 2012 nt
Organism: Bolinopsis microptera
Lineage: Eukaryota; Metazoa; Ctenophora; Tentaculata; Lobata; Bolinopsidae
Exons: 4
Coding region: 7-699 (230 amino acids)
Source: RefSeq, a predicted model, not a curated record